AGCUCUCUCUCUCACUCUCCUGUAUCUCCAGUGUAUUUGUUGUGUUGGGGGGGACCCCAGUUGUGUGUGUGUGAGCGUGUGUGUGUGUUUUAGCCAUUUGCAAGUAUACAGAGGACUGAUAACAUCCCAGGAUGCAUCAGCUGCUCGCCGUGACCUCAGCGCUGGUGGCGCUCUGCUGUCUGGGGAGCGUGGAUUCUUCAGCCUACGACAAGAUCGUCACCCACAGUCGCAUACGGGCCCGGAGUGAAGGGCCCAACGUGUGCGCAAUGCAGCAGGUCCUGGGCACCCAGAAGAAAUACUUCAGCACGUGCAGGAACUGGUACAAACGCUCCAUCUGUGGCAAGAAGGCGACGGCCGUAUAUGAGUGCUGUCCUGGGUACAUGAAGCUGGAGGGUAUGAAAGGAUGCCCUGCAGUGGCUCCCAUCGACCAUGUGUAUGGUACGUUGGGGCUCGUAAAGGCUACAACCACACAGCAGUACGCUGACAUUUCCAAGCUGAGAGAGGAAAUUGAAGGCCAAGGCUCCUUCACCCUGUUUGCACCGAGCAAUGAAGCCUGGGACCUGCUUGACCCUUCUGUGCGGUCUGCACUGGUGAGCAACGUGAACAUCGAGCUGUACAACGCUCUCCACUACCACAUGGUGAACCGACGUCUUCUGACAAAAGGGAUGAAGGACGGCAUGACUGUAAAUUCCAUGUACCAUGACCUGGGGCUCCACAUCAACCACUAUUCAAAUGGGGUUGUGACAGUGAACUGUGCCAGAAUCAUCCACGGUAACCAGGUGGCCACAAACGGCGUGGUGCAUGUGAUCGAUAGGGUCAUCAGCGCCGUGGGCAGCACCAUCAAGGAUGUCCUGGACGUCGACGAGGACCUCUCCUCCUUCAACGCUGCGGCGUUGGCUUCUGGUAUGAUGGACAAGCUGGACCAGCCGGGACAGUUCACCCUGUUUGCACCCACCAACGCAGCCUUUGACAAAUUGAACGCAGGCUACCUGGAGCGUAUCAUGGGCAACAAGGAUGUUAUUGCAGCCCUGGUGAACUACCACCUGCUGAAGACUGUCCAGUGUUCAGAGGCGAUCACGGCCGGAUCGGUGUAUGAGACGGUAGAAGGCAGCAGCAUAGAGAUCGGCUGCGACGGGGACAGUCUGACGGUGAACGGCAUCAAGAUGGUGCUGAAGAAGGACAUUGUGACCACCAACGGCGUCAUCCACCUCAUCGACCAGGUGCUCAUCCCGGACUCAGCCAAGGAAGUGAUGGAGCUGAUGGGAGACACACAGAGCGUGUUCACCGACAUGGUGUCCGAACUGGGAUUAGCCGCCGCCAUGCGUCCGCAGACAGAAUACACGCUUCUUGCUCCAGUCAACGGAGCCUUCACCAAUGAGGUGAUGUCAACAGAUCAAAAUCUGCUGAGGUACAUCUUGGAAAACCACAUCCUGAAGCUGAAGGUCACACUGAGUGAGCUCUACAACGGACAGCUGCUGGAAACACUGGCUGGGCAGUUCCUCCGGGUCUUCAUUUACCGCACUGCUGUGUGCAUAGAAAAUGCCUGCAUGCUGCGCGGCGGUAAGGAGGGAAGCAACGGGGCCGUCCAUCUUAUGAACUCUCUCAUCCAACCGGCCAAGAAGACGAUGUACGAGCUCCUGAUUGCUGACGGGCGGUUCAAGAUGUUCCUGUCACUGAUGGAAACUGCAGAUCUGACUGAUCUGCUGAAGCAGGAAGGCUCCUACACCAUGUUUGCACCAACUGACGAAGCGUUCGCCGACCUGAGUAGAGAAGACUUAGCUCUGCUCAGAAGUGAUCUGAAUGUCCUGAGAACCAUUCUGCUGUACCACUUCAGUAAUGGCAUCUUCAUUAAUGGAGGACUGGAGGGAGGAGUUACCAAUCUGCUCAAAACGCUGCAGGGCAACAACCUGCAAGUUAAGUCUGUUAACAACUCUAUUCACGUCAACUCUGUGGAAGUCCCAGCCAGCGACCUUAUGGCCACAAAUGGCGUGGUCCAUAUCGUGAAGAAUCUUCUCUAUCCCGGAGACCUUCCUGUGGGCCGUCAGGAGCUCAUGGUCAUCCUGCAGAAAGUGAUUAGAUACAUCAAGAUAAAGUAUGUCCCUGGAUUUACUUACACUGAGAUCCCACUCACUUCCUACAAGAGGACCAUCACCACCACUCAUUAUAUUGAAACAGUCCCUGAUGUGACAAAGGUGACCAGGUUCAUCGAAGGGGACCCAUCCAUCCUAACCAGGAUCAUCGAAAUCGGGGAUCCAAGAGUUAACAAGGUUACAAGAGUUAUUGAUGGUGGAGAGUUUGAUGCUGAUGGGAAAAGAAUUACAGGUGGAGCCAGGCACACCACGGUGAACGAGCCUCAUAUCAUUGAGGGUCCAGACUUCUCAAAAAUCACCACCAUCCAUAGCAACCCCGGUCUGAUCCAGGAGGAAUCAGAGAGGAUUACCAAACUCAUUAAGGCGGGAGGUAAAGGAGCGGCCAUCAGAAGACCACCAGUCCCUGAUGUGACAAAGGUGACCAGGUUCAUCGAAAAGGAACCGACUGUCACCACGGUGGGUGAUGAGGGGGACCCAUCCAUCCUAACCAGGAUCAUCGAAAUCGGGGAUCCAAGAGUUAACAAGGUUACAAGAGUUAUUGAUGGUGGAGAGUUUGAUGCUGAUGGGAAAGGAAUUACAGGUGGAGCCAGGCACACCACGGUGAACGAGCCUCAUAUCAUUGAGGGUCCAGACUUCUCAAAAAUCACCACCAUCCAUAGCAACCCCGGUCUGAUCCAGGAGGAAUCAGAGAGGAUUACCAAACUCAUUAAGGCGGGAGGUAAAGGAGCGGCCAUCAGAAGACCACCAGCUGGAAUGAGGAGGGCGAGGCUGGUCAGGCGUCACCACAAGCCGAGGCAGUGAAUCCCAGAACAGCGCCGGGCUCACCGCAGGGACUGAAUGCACCUCGAGCGCUCCUGGUCGAGUGCUGGGGGGUUAAACUAUGGACCAACAGGGAGACAUCGAAUCAUUCUAGCUUUGUGAUUGUUCACCGUUCCACCUGGACCAUACUGUUUGUGAUUGGCAUGAUGUGUAAUAGCAUUGCAGUGACAUUAGAAAUACCCUUCAUGUAAGUGUGCAUGGGAAAUAUGAGUUUGUGCCGUUGGGUAGAUGGUGUGUAAGGUGAGAUAUAUUCUGCCGUAGAGAGUUUUUGCUUUUUUUAAUUAAAGUCAUGUCACUUUUUAAACUUGGCUUGGGAAGAUUUGUCUAUGCUUUUUUAUAUGGUGCUUGCUUUCUGUACAAUAGAUGCAUUUUAAAGAAACCGUGUUUUGCUACCAUUGAUGCUGUAUCGUACCUUUGUAAAUUAUCACAUGGUGAUUAAAAAACACGAUGAAUUUUUA
This is a messenger RNA of Hippoglossus stenolepis (Pacific halibut), 3367 nucleotides long. Its product is annotated as periostin. The transcript has 29 exons. NCBI's taxonomy places the organism in Eukaryota, Metazoa, Chordata, Actinopteri, Pleuronectiformes, Pleuronectidae. The record is from RefSeq and is a predicted model, not a curated record. The coding region runs from base 132 to 2891 and encodes 919 amino acids. Gene Ontology annotation, molecular function: protein binding.